Messenger RNA from Diaporthe citri, 1608 nucleotides. RefSeq lists its product as uncharacterized. Bases 1 to 1608 code for a protein of 535 amino acids. NCBI's taxonomy places the organism in Eukaryota, Fungi, Ascomycota, Sordariomycetes, Diaporthales, Diaporthaceae. The record is from RefSeq and is a predicted model, not a curated record. Gene Ontology annotation, biological process: amino acid transport; transmembrane transport. Gene Ontology annotation, cellular component: membrane. Gene Ontology annotation, molecular function: transmembrane transporter activity. The transcript has 4 exons.
AUGACAGAAGGUGGCAUCAUGGCCCAGCCUCAGGCUGACUCUGACGCCGCCGCCACUCUCGAGAAGUUGGGAGUGAAGCAGGAGCUGCAGAGGAAUUUCUCCCGUGUUUCUAUGCUUGGUCUCGCGUUCGCCAUCCUGAACAGUUGGACUGCUCUGGCCGCCUCACUUUCCCUGGCCCUCCCCUCUGGAGGACCCUCGGCCAUCCUUUGGGGUCUCAUCGUCUCUGGGCUCUGCAAUCUCUGUCUUGCCGCCUCGCUCGCCGAGUUCCUCUCAGCCUGGCCCACGGCCGGCGGUCAAUACCACUGGGUUGCCAUCAUCUCCUGGAAGCGUUCUAGCAGGGCCAUCUCAUAUUCGACAGGCUGGAUCAACACCGCCGCCUGGGUGUGUUUGACAGCCACCGGUGGUCUCUUGGGAAGCGAGCUCAUCCUCGGCAUCAUCUCGCUGCUGAAUCCCACCUUCGAGCCCAAGCCCUGGCACCAGUUCCUCCUCUACAUUGCCUACACUCUCACUGCCUUCUUCCUCAAUGCUUUUGCCAACCGUCUCCUACCAUACUUCAACAAAGCUGCCUUCCUCUGGUCGCUAUCUGGUUUCACCAUCAUCUGCAUCACUGUGCUCUCUUGCGCCUCUCCCAACUAUCAAAGCGGGUCGUUCGUGUUUGGCGGCUUUAUCAACGAUGUCUCCUGGCCGGAUGGGUUGGCCUGGAUGCUUGGUCUCCUGCAAGGGAGCUUCAGUCUCACGGGUUUUGACGCAACUGUACAUAUGAUUGAGGAAAUCCCACGUCCCCAGAUCGAAGGCCCAAAGAUCAUGCUUUACGCAAUCUGCAUUGGCAUGUUCACCGGUUUCAUCUUCUUGGCCUGCCUCCUGUUCGUCCUCAAGGACGUCAACGCCGUCAUUGAGUCUGCCGCAGGACCUCUCUUACAAAUCCUCUACGACGCUACCAACAAUAAGGCCGGUGCGGUCUGUUUGUUGAUGUUUCCUGUCGUCUGCAUGCUGUUCACAACGACCUCCAUCAUGACCACGAGCUCUAGAAUGAGCUAUGCCUUCGCCCGCGACCGCGGCCUGCCCGCUAGCCGCGUCUUUUCCAAGGUCCACAAGGGCCUUGACGUGCCCCUCAAUGCCUUGAUCUGGACCACCGUCUGGGUCAUCAUCUUUGGCUGCGUCUUCCUGGGCAGCGACUCUGCUUUCAAUGCUAUUACUGCCGCCAGUGUUGUCGCUCUUGGUGUCACAUAUGCCAUUCCUCCAGCCAUCAACGUUAUGAGAGGUCGCAAGAUGUUGCCGGAGACACGGGCAUUCAGGAUGCCAGAGUGGCUGGGCUGGUUCACUAACCUCGUUGGCAUCGGUUGGACGCUCUUGACGACCGUUCUCUUUGUCUUCCCUCCUGAGCAACCUGUGACGGGAACAAACAUGAACUACGCGGUUGUUGCUUUUGGUGUUGUUCUCAUCAUCGCCAUUGUCCAGUGGCUGAUUGACGGCCGAAAGAACUAUGAAGGACCCAUUAUCGAUGCCGAAGUCAUGGGCCUGGGCAAGGAGAUUGUCGAGGGCGUCGCAGGUGCGGAAAGCAAGCCAUCAGGGAACGAGACGAUCGAGUCGAAGGCAGUAGAUCAGUAA